This is a messenger RNA of Rhizopus microsporus ATCC 52813, 2457 nucleotides long. RefSeq names its product WD40 repeat-like protein. NCBI's taxonomy places the organism in Eukaryota, Fungi, Mucoromycota, Mucoromycetes, Mucorales, Rhizopodaceae. Gene Ontology annotation, biological process: negative regulation of fatty acid biosynthetic process. Bases 1 to 2457 code for a protein of 818 amino acids. The record is from RefSeq and is a predicted model, not a curated record. The transcript has 9 exons. Gene Ontology annotation, cellular component: Cul4-RING E3 ubiquitin ligase complex; cytoplasm. Gene Ontology annotation, molecular function: protein binding.
AUGAAGGAUAGCUUAUACCAAAAUCUAAGAGAAAGAAGAUGCAGUGGAGGAAACACAGCGUUGAUGAACAGAUAUAAGAGAAGAUUAACCAAUAGCGCAUACAGUGAUAACUCUGUCAUGUCACAAUUAACAAUAGAGAAAACAUUGGAAGGGCACGCAGGAUGCAUAAAUACUCUAGAUUGGUCUUCUUCUGGCGAGUUUCUAUUAUCUGGUUCAGAUGAUACCAGAUUGAACAUUUAUAAUGCUUACAAUAACUUUUCUCUUCAAUGUUCUAUUCAAUCUGGUCACUCCGCAAACAUAUUCUCCGCUUACUUUAUGCCGAAUACAUCAGAUCGUAUCAUCAUAUCCGGAGCAGGCGAUUCAGAAGUGAGGAUAUUUGAUUGUGCCAAAGAAGCUCCUUUAACGAAUAUGUAUGCACAUGUUCGUUCGUUUAUGACAGCGCAGAGAGUACCAACGAGACAGAUACCAAGACCCCAUGGCCCGGGUGUUUCCCGUGGCUGUCCAAAGCCACUCGUUGAUUAUCGAAAAUACAAACUGGAUCUAAAUACCAUUUCGAUUAACCAAUUGAACCCACAUUAUUUUGCAGUUGCUGGUCAAAACGAAUAUAUUUAUCUUCAUGAUAGAAGAAUGCCCUCCAGAACUGAUGCACCAACAGUAGAAUGCGUCAAGAAAUUUACAUCAACGUCUGAUAUCUUUAGAAGGAAAGGGAAACAUGUUACUGCUGUCCGGUUUAGCGAUUAUAAUGGUUAUGAAUUAUUAGGAAGUUGGUCAUCUGAUGGGGUUUAUCUAUUCAAUAUCAAUGAUUCGCCGCUGGAACCUUUAUCCAGAAACUCAACAUUUGAAUCUUUGAUUGAACCACGUAAUCUGAGAAGUCGCACUAUGCUGAGAACAUCAAGACAGUUUAUGGAUGAAUAUGAACGAAGAAGAAGAAUGAGAAGUACAGAAUGGAACAGUUUAUUAAACACGUUCAAAACAAAGCCAUAUACAGAGACGAUCAAGUCAAGUAAAAAGCUACUACAUCACGCCGUACGAGAUCAUCUACAGCUUUCAAAUUGCACUAGCGAAAAAGUGCCGUACAAGGACAAGUUAAUAGAGGAGUGCAAGCUAGUCGAAGUGAGUGCAUUGAUGAUUUCGGCAUUAACGCGUAUAAGAAAAUUGAUAGACAAUUCACCCGACCAUGUCAUAAGGGACGAUGUAUCGACCGUUGCGUUUACGAAUAGAACCCUUGAAGAUUUUACCAAUCGCGACUUUUUAUUGGCAAAAGAAGAACUAGCACAGGCAAAGCGUAUUGCCUCACACACAUGGAAAGGCCAAUUUGGUUUAGCUAUAGGAUAUUUUUAUGCAGGUUGUCUCUUGCUCUCCUUCCAAAAUUGUCCUCAUCGAAGACUAUUCCUGCAUCAAGCAAGACUGAUCCAUCAAAGGGCAUGUCGCACUUUCUCUGCACUAGGAUUAAGUGACUAUGCUAGUAGGAAAGACCUUGCGUUCACGAUGGUACGUGAGAUAGAAUGCUCAAGCUGGCUCAAUUCAUUUCGUCAUGAAAUACUCGAAAUGUGUCGAACAGCAGGAAGCUUAACCAGCAUGAGCGAUCCUGUGGAGAUUCAUUGGGAGUAUUUACGGUAUAUGGUAAUAGACGCUGACAUUGAUUUGUCAGUAUACAAAAAAGACGACUAUGAAGAUGAUACGCGAAUGAUCGUUGAUGAUGAUGAUAAUGCUCAUGGCACGACAGAUGAAGAUGACAGUGAUGAUGAUUCUUCAAGCGAUGAUGAGCAAAACGACGAUGAGACGAUAAAUAUAUACAGUGACUAUGAUUUAACAGAUGAUGAUAUCUUGGAAGCUGAUUCUUCGGAAUUUGCUAUACAUCGAUUGGCCAUUCAUGGAUUUAUUCUUAACCACUUCUUUCCGGAUGAUUUGGAUCUUGGUGCAGGAAACACAGACAAGAAUAUUUACCCAGAGGCUAGUAUUGUUCCGCACAGAAAGAAAUUCACGGGUCAUCGUAAUAUAGAAACCGUGAAAGAGGUUGACUUUUUCGGACAAUCCGAUGAAUACAUCGUAUCUGGAAGCGACGAUGGAUUAUUAUUCAUAUGGGAUAAAAAGACUGCAAAGAUUGUACAAGUGUUGAAAGCAGAUGAUGAAGUAGUGAAUGUGGCCAAGGCACAUCCUUAUUUACCUGUGCUUGCCGUCUCAGGUAUCGACACAACAGCCAAAAUUGUGACACCUAAAGCAAAACCAUUUUUGACGUCAAGAGUGACUGAGCCUAAAAGAGCAUCCUCCUAUUCCCCAUCUUCACGUUUAUAUGAUCUAGAAUAUAUCAUUAGCAAGAAUCAAAAAAUUCGAGGCAUCAAUGGACAAAAUGAUAUAGAAUACUUGAGUAAUAUCUACAAGGCACAGGAUAUUGUAGCAGCAAUGGGCCUUAAACUGGAAGAGAGUAGUUAUCACAAUUAUGAUGACAUUGAAUGA